GGAGGGACGUCCUUCCCACCCCGCCCCCUUUACCUGGGCUCGGAGGGGCGGGCCGGGGGCUGGUCUCCAGCGGGGUGGGGCCUCCUCGCUCCAGGUGCUCGGAGUUCUCUCCAGGCCAACACGCCAGGCACGGAAGCCCGGACCGGGGCUACGACCGCUCCCGGAGGAGCUGGCCAGGGGGAGGAGGUGGGGAUCGCGCCUCCCACAUGCUGGGGGCCGGUGGCAUGGGCGGGGCCUUGUGAGCGCAGCCGGAGCCGAGGAUUGCUGGGCCUCUGCCUAAGUGUCCCUUCUUCAGCACCCCUCCCCCUCCCCCGGGCCCUGAGCUGUCCCACCACCCGCCAAUGUUCCGGCUUCCACCACAGUCCACCUCCAGCUGCGGGACUCCCAUAGGCUCAGGCUCAGGCCCCGCCCCCGCCCCCUGUGCAAAGGCCUGGACUAAGCCUCCCCUUCCGAGAAGCUGUUGGUGAGCGCGGAGCCGAGCCGGGAGGCGAAGAGGCGAGACCCGAGGCUGGAAGCCCAAGGAAGUUGAAGUUUUUCUCCUGUCACAUCAGCAAGAGGGCCCGCCAUGGAAACCCUGUCUUUUCCCAGACUAAAUCCAGCCGAGAUUGUGACGCAUGUCCAGAAUUCCAUCCUGACGGGAGCUGAUGGCAAAAACCUUUCCAAGAAUGAUCUUUUUCCCAAUCCAAAGCCAGAAGUCGUGCGCAGGAUUUUUUUGCGAACUCUACAAAUUGUAUAUGGGAUUCCCUUGGACUCUUUUUACAUGAUGCCGGUGAAUGCUGAAGUCAUGUAUCCCCAGAUAAUGGAAGGCUUCUUAUUGUUGUGUAACAUGUUUACUUACAUGGAUUCUUUUCUUCGCAUCUGUCGGGUGAAUGAUUUCGAGUUUGCCGAUAUUCUGUAUCCAAAAGGAAAACGUACAUGUCGGUUUUUAAGUGCCAUUAUCAACUUCAUUCACUUCAGAAAGUCCCGUCGAGAAGUAUACAUGGAACAUUUAAGGAGAUACAAAUCCUCUCUGGACAAAAUGCAGCAACUCCAUGUAGCCCAACAGGAAGCGUUAAUGAAGCUGGAGAAACUUAACUCUGUCCCUGUUGAAGAGCAAGCAGAAUUCAAGCAGCUCUCAGAAGACAUUCAGGAGCUACAACAAACACUGAACGGGUUUCAUCAAAAAACAGUAACGAUACAAGAAGGAAUUUCCCAGAAGAAGUUAGACAUUGCUGAGAGCACUAAACAUUUGAAUGAAUUAAAAUUGUCACUGGUUACUUUAAAAGAAGAACAGGAGAAUUUGAAAACAAAAAUUGUGGACUCCCCAGAGAAGUUAAAGAAUGAUAAAGAGAAAAUGAAAGAGACGGUGCAGAAGCUCAAAGCAUCAAAGCUUGAGGUGACUGAGAAAUAUGAAGCCUAUCAAGAUGCAAUCGAGGGUAUGCCUGCAUUCCAAAUGGAGGUACAAUUGUAUCAAAAGAAAAUGCAAGAACUUGCUGAGAGCAUGGACAAAGUAACGAGGAUCCUGAAAGAGAACCAAUCCCUGGAGGACCAGAUCGAAAGUGCUCAGACAGAAUUAAAGAAGCUGAAGGCCGAGGAGACCUCAUUGAAAAGACAAGUCAUUGUGGAGAAAGAGAAGCUUGCCACAACCCAGAUAAGGAUAAAUAAGAAGCACGAGGACAUCAAGCAAUACAAACGUUCCGUACUUGAGGAAUGUAAUAAACUUCAAGAGAAGAGAGGAGCCAUAUAUGAACAGGUGACAACAAUUAAUCGUGAUGUCCAAAGGAUCAGACUUGAAAUACAACAGCUCAAAGAUGUCACCGAAAAUGAGAAGCUAAAAUUCCAGGAAAUCUUCCUCUCCUUGAAAAGUGCUGUGGAGAAAUACCAUGAAGCCAUGGAGAAGGCACUGGAGGAAGGCACAGCGAGAAUCCAUGACAAAGCUGUGCAGCUGAAGAGUGAGAAGUUUAGUAUGUAGCCUGAGUGGAAUCGUAUUUGAAUAGAGCCUAAAGUGUGAAGUUCACAGUUUGGAGAAAGGGAAUAACCAAGUAAGCCAGUUUGAGGAUUCGGAUCAGUAUACCGCAGGGCUCCCUGGGUGGGAAUUAAAACAGGCUUUGAUUCCUAACGAUCUUCUCAAACCAGAAUAUGCUUUUGCAGCUCCUUUUAAAGAAACCGUUGGUCAAUAAAGUCAUUUUCCCUGGGA
This is a messenger RNA of Gracilinanus agilis (Agile Gracile Mouse Opossum), 2176 nucleotides long. RefSeq names its product NUF2 component of NDC80 kinetochore complex (gene NUF2). Gene Ontology annotation, biological process: meiotic chromosome segregation; mitotic spindle organization; kinetochore organization. Lineage: Eukaryota; Metazoa; Chordata; Mammalia; Didelphimorphia; Didelphidae. Gene Ontology annotation, cellular component: Ndc80 complex; kinetochore. The record is from RefSeq and is a predicted model, not a curated record. Gene Ontology annotation, molecular function: protein-containing complex binding. The transcript has 15 exons. The coding region runs from base 566 to 1951 and encodes 461 amino acids.